AUGUCCUCCUCAACAAGUCUCUCCACGGCACAGCCAAACACACCUCCUCGUGUACCCACGGAUACCGUUAUACCGCUCCAUAGUCGCGAUGACACAAAUCAGAACAGGAACAUUUCCGUGGAGUUCACCAUGCGUUUUGACGACGUUCUUGAUUCACAGAAGCUCGUUGAUGCGCUAUGGAAAUUGCUCGAGAGGCCUGGCUGGAAGAAACUGGGAGCACGACUGCGUCUUAACACCACGACUGAGAGGCUCGAAUACCACAUACCAGCACAGUACACUAAGGAACGUCCACCGAUUAAUUUCACACAUCAAACGUAUGACAUGAAGCUUGAAGACCAUUCCAUCGGCCGCAGAUUCCCGGUCGUAGAUGAGCAAGACGAUGGUAUCCAAUUCUUUGAUGUAAUGGACUCGCUACGUGGGGUUACACAGACGGAAAACAGCACUGUUGUGUUGGACGACUGGAUCUACGCAGAUAAAGCGCAACUGGGUUUGCAUAUUGCGAGCUUCCAGGAUGCGACACUCGUUACCAUAACUUGGCUACAUACGUUGCUUGAUGCGAUGGGACGGCAAGCCCUCCUAAGAGCGUGGCAGGCGGUUUUGGAGGGUAGGGAUGCUGAUGUACCGGAGUUCUGGGGGUACGAUUUUGAUCCGCUAGCGCAACUUGGGGCGCCUCUCGGUGAAGACAAAGCGAAAGUAGAGGAUACGAAUGUUGUUGAUGCGAAGGUGGAAGAGAAGAAAGAACAAUCUUCGUCUCAAGCCUCCGAAUCAAAAAGUGCACAAGGCGCCCGCAUGCUUUACAUGCCCGCAUCUUACAUGGCUCGCUUACGUACCGAAGCGAUACGCGAUCUCGCCUCUCUUGACACCUCACAAAUCACUUACAACACUUCAAGCUCUUCCGAACCCAAGCCCUUCCUUUCCGACGGCGAUAUCUUCUCCGCAUGGUUGGUCCGACACCUCGUAUCAUCCGAUACCACUCUUCUAGACUCCCCACCUACUCGACCAGUCAUAUUUGUCAAUGUCUUGGGGAUGCGAGACAUUCUAUCGACAUCUACAUCCAAGUACGAAGUCUUAAUUCCAAGAGGAAAAGCAUAUAUCGGAAAUUGCACGACCGGCAUCGUCUCCCCGUUCAGUCUAGAGCAAUUCCUGAAUAUGCCAUUGGGCCACAUUGCGGCUCGCAUACGCAAAGAUCUUGUUGAGCAAGGGAACAGGGAGGCUGUGGAAGCUUCUCAGCGUGCCAGCCGCAUCGAACAACAGACUAAUAUGUCGCCACCGGAUGCGCAGACAGCACCAGCAGUGUUCGUAUUCACAAAUUGGGCGAAAGCGAAGUUGUUCGAAACUGAUUUCAGCGCUGCCAUCGCCUCUCAUAAUGGCGACCAAGUCAAGCCAGUCGACAGGUCGAUCAAAGGCAAGCCAACAUAUAUUAACGUAUACGGCACUGAUAGCCGAAAAACUGGUCACGGCGUAGGUCCAGGAGGCAUUGGCAACUGUGUAGGUAAGGAUGCGAGGGGCGGAUAUUGGAUUGGAGGAAUUUCCUCGGAGGAGUGUGUGGCAAGGUUCGAGAAGGCUGUGUUGGGCGAUGCGUAG
Messenger RNA from Alternaria atra, 1584 nucleotides. RefSeq lists its product as uncharacterized. The coding region runs from base 1 to 1584 and encodes 527 amino acids. The record is from RefSeq and is a predicted model, not a curated record. NCBI's taxonomy places the organism in Eukaryota, Fungi, Ascomycota, Dothideomycetes, Pleosporales, Pleosporaceae. The transcript has a single exon.